GUGGUGGACGCUGGCGGGGAGGGCGCGGCCGUGCUGCAGCCGAUCCUGGACAGGGCGCUCGAGCUCGAGGGCGUCGCGACGUAUGGUGCAAAGAUGGUGGAGAAGGUUCAGGACCUGCUCGCGAGGCUCGACGCCGCCGCCCGCGGCCUCGACGCCCAGGCGGCGCCGUUCCUCGACGCGGCGGUCGCGGCCGCCGACGCCGCGGAGGCCGCGGGGCGGGCGGCCCGGGAGGCUGCCGCCCGGGAGGCGGCCGAGCGGGAGGCCCGCAGGGCGGAGGAGCAGGCCAGGAGCGCGGUGAACUCCCUGAAGGAGGAGGCCGCGCAGCGCCUGCAGGAGCAGCGCGAGGCCGAGGAGGCCGAGGCGAGGCGGCACGCCGAGGAGCGGGCCGCCGAGGCGCGGGCCGCCGCCGCCCGGGUCGCGGAGGACGAGGUGCUCCGCAGGGCCGAGGCGGACGGCGAGCUGCGGCUCGCGGAGGUGGGCCCCGACGCCGCGUGCGGGGAGGCGCUGGCGGCCAUGCUGGCUUGCCCAGUGGGCGCCUACAGGGAGGCCGUAGAGGCACUCGGCGGCAUGUUCGCCAGCAUCGCCGGGGAGCCGCAGGAGGCGCGGCUGCGGGUGAUCCGUGCGGGCAACAGCGGCUUCCAGGAGAGCCUCGGGCGGCGGCCGGGCGUCUGGCUGUUCCUCCGCGGCGCGGGCUUCGAGCCGCUGGCGCGCGAGGCGCUCCCGGCCGGGCUGCUGGCCUCCAUCGGCCUGGGCCCCGGGCCGCCCUCCGAGCGCUUCCUGCUGCUGAGAGAGCCGGACAUGAUGGGCGAGUACGAGACGUGUGGUGGAACAUCGGCCCAUCAUCCUCGGCUCCCUGGCGGAGCUGGCGCUGCGGCGCUCGGCGCACCUGGGGCAGGCUGGGCUCGACGUGCCAGCGCAGGGUCUGCUGCGGGCCUCCGAGGUGGUGCAGCGCUGGGAGGCGUGCCGCGGGGGCGGCUGAGGCCGCUGCUUGCCGCGAGGCGGAGCUGGGGUCUGCGGCGCGCGGUGGCAGAGCUGGCGCGCGCGGGGCACCCCUGGCCCGCUCCGAGUCGGGGCGCCCGAAGCUGGGACGGCGCGAGCCAG
This is a messenger RNA of Prorocentrum cordatum, 1101 nucleotides long. The record is from the annotation of a GenBank genome assembly. NCBI's taxonomy places the organism in Eukaryota, Dinophyceae, Prorocentrales, Prorocentraceae.